AAAGGAAGCCAAAAAGCCACGCUCUCACCACCGCAGCCGCUUCGCCGUCCCUUGCCUUGCCUCCCUCGCACGCCCAUCUCCACCGUCACCAGCCACCCCCGGGCACCGGCUCCCGUCGCCACCACUGUCAACUCAGCUGAGCAGCUAUCCUCCUCCUCCUCCUCGAAUUCUCUGUGUCUCGCUUGCUUACCUUCCUCCGCUCCGCUGCAAUCCCACUGCUGACCCGGGCUCCACCCGAAAAUGCCCACGCAUUUUGGUCUCUAGUGCUUGGAGCCUUCUCGGUUGCACCAAAUUUGGCCUUUUUAGGUGGGGUGGGGGGCUCCGAUCUUUUCAGCUACAGCUUUUAUUUGCAUGUUUCUUGGUUGGGUUUGUGCCACAGAUUUGAGUCGCCCUCCGCACAUGUUGAUCAGAUGAGUUGUGGGUGUCUCCUCCCAAUCCGAGAUUGCUGGAGAUGGUUGUAGCAGUAGCUUCGUGCCAAUCUUCCUCCACGCCCCUGUCACCCUACCCGUCUUCGCCCAGCCUCCGCAGCUUCAUCAGGGACGCCCCGCCUUACAGCACCCAGACCCCGCCGCAGGUGCAGACGGCUGGUGUCGGUGGCGGCGGCGGCAAUGGAAAGAUCAGCCCUGCGGUGCUGUUCAUCAUAGUGAUCCUUGCGGUUAUCUUCUUCAUCUCCGGGCUGCUCCACCUCCUCGUGAGGAUACUGAUGAGGAAGCAGCACGGCCGCGGUGCCACCAUGGGGGAGUCUGCGCCGUCGCCGCCCCGGACCGGCGCGCGGGCCGCGGCAAUGGACCGGCAGCUGCAGGAGCUGUUCCAUCUGCACGACUCCGGGCUCGAUCAGGCGUUCAUCGAUGCGCUGCCCGUGUUCGCGUACCGUGAGGUUAUCGGUGGCAACAAAGAGCCGUUCGACUGCGCGGUGUGCUUGUGCGAAUUCGACGGGGAGGACAGGCUCAGGCUGUUGCCGGUGUGCGGGCAUGCCUUCCAUCUGCAGUGCAUAGAUACAUGGCUGCUGUCCAAUUCGACGUGCCCGCUUUGCCGUGGCACGCUCUUUGUCCCCGGGAUGACUGUAGACGACCUGCUGUUCGAUGAUUUUGAUGAGAGGUUGGAGGAGCCUCUACCGGAGGAGUGUGAGGAUGGACACCAAGUUUCCAGGCAGAAACCCAUGGAUGAGGAGCAGCCAAUGGCCGAGAAGAGGGUGUUUCCAGUAAGGCUUGGGAAGUUCAAGAGUGUUGCAAAUCAGGGUGCCAUCGGCGGCGUGGUUGUCAAUGGUAAUGAAGCUGGUAUAGUGAGUAAGGAGGCAGGGGAGAGUAGCAGUAGCAGCUUGGAUGCAAGGAGAUGCUUCUCCAUGGGCACUUACCAGUAUGUUCUUGGGGUUUCUGAACUUCGAGUGGCUCUUCAGACAGGUCAUGGCAGAAACGGCGCGAGCAGCAGGUUUAAAGGAAGAGUUGCUGGCUUAAGUUCGGUCAAUGCUGACAUUAUGGAGGGCAAGAGGAUUUGUGCGAGGAGCAAAGGCGAGAGCUUCUCUGUAUCGAAGAUUUGGCAGUGGUCUAGUCUGAAGGGCAAGCUGCCAGCUCCUCCAGACACUUGCUCAGAUACUGGGAGCCUAGCAUGGAUGAAAAGAAAUGCUGCUGGAGAUAAGUCCAAUAUGUGACUCUGUCUAUAAUCCUUUGUUUUUUUUCCUGCCUGAUGUUGGCUGCUAAGUUGCUUAGCUCUAGCUAUUUCCACCUGAUUUAGGGUGUCUCAACAAUCAUUCAUCAAGGGAUCAAUUUUGACAGGCUUGCUAUAUUGCACAUAGUUUGUUAUUGUUCACAAUGGUGUAGUCUAUAUUCCCAUGUUGUUGGUAUUCCAGGAAUCCCCUUCAGAAGCCUAUCAUCACUAUGAAGUAUCAGUUUACACUCUAUUUUUGUUAUCGAUUCUGCAAUUUCCUCCUUGAAUGUAAGUAUGUAACUAUCAAACAUGAGACAAUAGUAACCUACAAUGUGAUAUACGUCUAUACGAUUGCAGUUAUUAAUCUGCAACUUCCUUAAUAAACUUUA
Molecule: messenger RNA, 2033 nt
Organism: Zea mays
Lineage: Eukaryota; Viridiplantae; Streptophyta; Magnoliopsida; Poales; Poaceae
Product: RING-H2 finger protein ATL46
Exons: 1
Coding region: 452-1648 (398 amino acids)
Molecular function (GO): ubiquitin protein ligase binding
Source: RefSeq, a predicted model, not a curated record